AUGAUGGGACUAUUCAACCAAGCCACGCAGAAGGUGCACAGGCCACGCGGGUCCUCCGACGACAAGGGUAGUCCUGAAGCCGAAGCUACUGAUUCAGAUGAUGUCUCUAUCCUGGAUGAGGAGGAGGGUUCGAUCAUCAAGAGCAUGAUUUCACAGCUGAGAGUCGGAAUGGACCUGUCGAAAGUCACCUUCCCAACGUUCGUCCUCGAGCCCCGGAGCAUGCUUGAGCGCAUCACAGACUUUAUGUCCCAUCCAGAUCUUGUCUUUGGCGCUGAGCAAGAAGACGACCCCGAGGAGCGGUUCAUCCGCGUCCUGCAAUACUACCUUGCCGGAUGGCACAUAAAGCCGAAAGGUGUAAAGAAACCGUAUAACCCUGUCUUGGGCGAGUUCUUCCGCUGUCGGUACGACUACCCUGACGGCUCGCAGGGGUUCUACAUCGCCGAACAAGUCUCGCACCACCCGCCUGUGUCCGCAUUCUUCUAUGUCACGCCCGCAAACAAGGUGUGUAUCGUCGGCGAGCUACGGCCCAAGAGCAAGUUCCUCGGGAACAGCGUCUCCACGCAGAUGGACGGCGAGAACCGCGUCUACCUCAUGGACCGGCCGACCGACGGGCCGUACGUGAUCUCGAUGCCGAAUAUGUACGCGCGGGGGAUCCUGUGGGGCAAGAUGGUGCUCGAGCUGGGGGACACGUGCACGGCGCGCAAUGACCGGAACGGGUACACGGCCGAGAUCCAGUUCAAGACGAAGGGCUACUUCUCGGGCACGUACAACGCGAUCCAGGGCAAGAUCCGCGCGGGCGCGCAGGAGGCGGGCGAGGUGACGGGGAAGUGGAGCGAGACGAUGGAAUACCAGAGUAGGAAGGUGCGUGUCGGCACGGGCCAGAAACGCAUCCUGUUUGAUGCGCAGAAGGACGGCGACAAGGUCGCACCGAAGUGGGUUGCCCCGGAGGAUGAUCAGGAGCCUAACGAAUCCCGACGCCUAUGGCAGAACCUGACCGAGGCAAUCCUAGCGAAGGACAUGAACGCGGCGACGGAGGCCAAGACGGCAGUGGAGGAGUCCCAGCGGGAGCUGCGCCGGAGACGAGACGAGAGCGGCCAGCAGUUCGUCCCGCGGUUCUUCUCGCAAGACAAGGACGGGCGGUGGGUGCCCAAGAUCAAUUUGCCUGAGGACCCGCAAGAAGCUGUAGAAGCGGUCAAGGCGUGGAUCUGGGCCGCGCCUCCUGGCCAACGCUAA
Fomitopsis serialis is the source of this 1233-nucleotide messenger RNA. Its product is annotated as Oxysterol-binding protein. Gene Ontology annotation, cellular component: cortical endoplasmic reticulum; intracellular membrane-bounded organelle; cytosol. Gene Ontology annotation, molecular function: sterol binding. The transcript is spliced from 10 exons. The record is from RefSeq and is a predicted model, not a curated record. Bases 1 to 1233 code for a protein of 410 amino acids. NCBI's taxonomy places the organism in Eukaryota, Fungi, Basidiomycota, Agaricomycetes, Polyporales, Fomitopsidaceae.